Molecule: messenger RNA, 2440 nt
Organism: Danio rerio (zebrafish)
Lineage: Eukaryota; Metazoa; Chordata; Actinopteri; Cypriniformes; Danionidae
Source: RefSeq, a predicted model, not a curated record
GGUGCACACUCUGUGUGAUCUGACGGCUAAGAAUAAAGUCUUGUUCUUUGCUGGCUCAAGAGCCAGUGGUUAAAAUCAACAAGGUCUACUGGACGGUCUCCCAUGGCAUAAUUUAUGUUGGACAUCUUUAUAGCUAAGCAGCUUAAUGCAUUGCAAAAAAAAAAAAAAUCCACAGACAUCUGAUAAUUAAGAUCAAUGCACUAAUCUGCAAUCAUCAAACAUGGCCAAAAUGAAUAACCUGUGGAAUACAGAAGCUUUUACAGACAAUGCGUACAUAUCAAAACGAAGUAUUAGGAAGAUUCUUAUCAGGAAGAGGCAUUAUCUGCCUGCGGAGAACAAGAUUUCUGACCCCAACAAUAAAAUAAAUCCGGUUCUACCUAUUGAGAAGAACAUUAAUGCUUCAACUAGUUGUGUAGAAGAGAUAACAGUACAAGAGUUGGGAUCUCAAAUUUCAAGCACUCAAUUCUAUAUUCCUGCAAAAUAUUCUGAACAAUGCUGUGGAACAGACAGAGAACUGGAUGAAAAAGAAAUAGAGACUGGGUCUGGAUCUGACCCCAGUUCCCAACUGAACCACAAGGACUCAGAACCAACCAGCAUCCCCCAUGUGAAGGUAAAAGAGGAGGUAGACAUCACUAAAGCAUGUGGCCUGGCAGGAAUUCAGCCAGAGACUGAGGCUGAGGAGGAUGAAUGCGAUGUAGAGGGAAACACAGAUGACACACCCAAAUCUCCAGAGAAUCAGCUUUUAAAAAGUCAAUUAAUGUUCGCCACCAUGAAGAAACGAGGGAUGGAGGGAGACACCGAAAAUCGGCCAUACAAGUGCACCUACUGCAACUGGGCUUUCAAAAAGUCCAGCAACCUGCUCAGCCACAUCGAUACACACCAAGGACUCAAACCGCAUGUUUGUGACCUGUGUGGGAAAGCUUACUCGCACCAGGGGACUCUUCAACAGCACAAGCGGCUGCACACGGGCGAAAGGCCGUACCAGUGCCCUUUUUGUGAAAAAAGCUACAUUUGGUCUUCUGAUUUCCGCAAACACAUCCGAACGCACACCGGAGAGAAACCGUAUAUCUGUGAGGAAUGCGGCAAGGACUUUGUGAGAUCUUCUGACUUGCGAAAACACGAGCGCAACAUGCACACCAACAACAAGCCGUUUCUCUGCAAGCACUGUGGGAAAACUUUUAACAAACCAUUGUCCCUUCACCGUCAUGAGCGCACACAUUUGGGCGAGAGGCCGUUCAUUUGUCCAGACUGCGGGAAGGCGUUUGCAUUAGCCAGUCGUAUGACAGAGCACAGGAAGAUUCACAGCGGCGUACGUCCCUACACCUGCACUGUUUGCUCCAAAUCUUUCACCAAGUCCUCCAACCUCGCAGAGCAUCUCACAGUCCACAGUGGAGUCCGACCACACAAGUGCUCAGAAUGUGGAGUGGCAUUCGCCAUGGCAUCCCGACUGGUGCGGCAUCAGCGUAUUCAUAAAGCAGAGCAGUCCUAUCCGUGCCAGGACUGUGAUCUGUCAUUCAGCCACAUCACAGCACUCAAGAAGCAUCAGAAGAAGCAUACUGAAGGCAUGAUCUUCGUAUGUGGACAGUGCAGUAAAUCUUUCCACCAGGAAUUCCUUCUCAAAGAACACAUGCAGAGCCAUGCAGACACUGAGACUUGCAUUGCCUAAAACCCAUUUUGCACUUAGGUAACUGGAGGAGAGUAAGUAAGCCUAGGUUGUUCUCUUUCUUUCACAAUUAAGCCUUAACAACAUAGUAACAUUCAGCUAGGUAUUCAAAGCCAUUUGUUAGGACCGUAGCUUUCUUUCUUACGCCUUAAUAACAAAGUUACAUUUAAUUUAGUUUAGAUAGGACCUGAUAGGACCUUGGCAUUUUUUUAUUUAUUUUAUUUAUUUUUGUGGUGUAAACGUGCAGAAACUUGUAGGGACCACCUUGGUUGUGAAUAAAUCUGUGUAUAUUCUGAACAAAAGAAAACCAUAAAUAAAUGAAAAAUACGAAAUGUUGUUAACAUGUUGGUGACCUAUAUGUAAAAUGUUUAAAGGACAAUGUCGACCAAGGCUUGUUGGACAAUGCAGAAUAUCUCAGAAAUAUUGUGAUUUCUUUUAGCAGUACAGUAUGAUUUACACAGUGCUACUUAUUUCAAUGAAGAAAAUUGGUAAAGAAAAUCAGCAGGUGAAUAUGUGCAUUUGUAUCUUGAGACUUAAGGGUUGGUGCUGUUUGUACAUGUUAUAUAAUGGAUCAAACUAAUAAUAAUACUGUUACAUUUCAUGCAGCUAAAAUAACCGACACGAGAACACUAUGUUGUUAUGGUGUUUCAGUGAAGGAGAAUGUCAAAAUGUAGUCUUAUUUAGGAUUCAUGCCUUUGUUUGAAACAGGGGAGAUUGUUGUUUUAGAGAUUAAAUUUUGAAUCGUACUUGAGAACAUUAAACCUAAUACUCAGAGUG